This is a messenger RNA of Diabrotica balteata, 399 nucleotides long. NCBI's taxonomy places the organism in Eukaryota, Metazoa, Arthropoda, Insecta, Coleoptera, Chrysomelidae. The record is from the annotation of a GenBank genome assembly.
AUGUAUAUACCAAAGAUUACAGCCAAAGCAAAAUACGAAUCCAGCGGAGUUCUCAUAUUGGUACAAGCUUCUGGAGGAGGAAAUUAUUGGGGAGAAUAUGAGGGUGUAAAGAUCAAGGUUUACCUAAAAGGAUCACCAAGAGUAAUAAACGAUAAAACUUAUCUUAUAGUACAACAAAUGAAGAUGGAUUUCAGUGUUAAGGAUAUUAAAAUGGGAGUUGAUGGUAUACAUAAUGGAAACACUGUUUUACAAGCCGCUCUUAACUUAUUUAUCAACUCGAAUUCCCAAGAGUUGUUAAAGGAAAUGAAACCUCAUUUGAAGAAGAAAUUGUUGAUUCUCAUGAGAAAUUUUGCCGAUAAAGUAUUCUCACAAGUACCUUACCAAGCAUUUAUAGCCUAA